Molecule: messenger RNA, 4578 nt
Organism: Peronospora belbahrii
Lineage: Eukaryota; Oomycota; Peronosporomycetes; Peronosporales; Peronosporaceae
Source: the annotation of a GenBank genome assembly
AUGCCUUCAUCAUCAUCAUCAUCAUCUUCACCAUCAAGUGAAGAUGAGAAUCAGACUCCUACAGCACCUUAUGCACGAUUAAAUUCAAAUCAAUCAUUGUCACAAGUAGAUGGACAUGAUAUUGAAGGUAAUAGUCUAUUAGGUAGUGAUCUCGUGGAUGUUCAAGUCGUGGAUGUCGUGGAAGGUGACGAGAGUGAAUGUAUUUCGAACACGAAGAAGAAUAUAAAGUUUCAGAAUGUCGAACAGGACACGUAUCGAAUUAUUUACUUAAAUGAUCCGGACACCAAUGGUACAUUGGGCUAUUGUAGUAAUUUGGUCAUUACAAGUCGUUUUACCGUGUACAAUUUUCUACCAAAAUUGUUAUUUUAUGAAUUUAGUAAACUUGCCAAUGCUUAUUUUCUAAUUAUUUCAAUUUUGCAGACGAUUAAACCAAUUUCAAAUACCGGUGGUUUUCCAGCUUCGUUACCAGCUUUAUCCAUUAUUGUCUUGAUUGACAUGUUUUUUGCAUGUAUGGAAGAUUAUAAACGACAUCAAGCGGAUGAAAUUGCAAAUAAUCUCAUGUGUCAGAAAUAUAAUGGAAAAUUACGUCGGUUUGAAUUGACCAAGUGGCAUUUCUUACAAGUCGGUGAUGUGGUGAAAAUUGGAAAUCGAGAUCCAGUACCAGCGGAUUUAAUUAUUCUAGGAGCCUGUGAACCCGAUCCGACAAAUCCAGUGGGGAUUUGCUAUGUUGAAACAAAAUCAUUGGAUGGCGAAACCAAUUUGAAACUUCGACAGGGACUUGAAGCAACGUAUACAGUGUUAUUGGAUGAUACUGCCGUGGGCGAUUUAAAAGGAACGGUCGUGUGUGAGAUGCCAAAUAAUUCAAUCCAUCGGUUUAGUGGAUCCAUGACGUUAGAAGGAGGAAAGAAAGAGGUGAUUACGACCAAUGCAAUUGUCCUGCGAGGCUCGACGUUACGUAAUACCGAGUAUAUUUACGGUCUUGUGGUAAAUACUGGUCCUGACACUAAAAUUAUGAUGGCAUCGUCAUCCGAACCAAUGAAGUGGAGCAAUAUGGAAAGAUGCCUUAACAGACAAAUUCUCUACAUUUGUAUGCUCAUGGUGGUGCUGUGUCUUGCAGGCACUAUUUUGUCAACGGCUUGGAAUAGUAAAAACCUCGAUCAGGAGCCGCACAAGGGGGCGUGGUAUUUGUAUGAUGGAAACUCGGUGUCUGUCACGUCACCCGUUGGAAAUUUCUUUAUUAUGGUACUGUACUACUUUUUGUUGCUAAACUCGUUCAUUCCCGUGUCGUUGUACGUGAGUAUGACAUCGGUAAAAUUUAUGCAGUCGUAUUUUAUGAACAACGAUCUGGAGAUGUACCAUGAGGAAACUGACACGCCGUGCCAGGUACGCACGAUGUCUUUGAAUGAAGAACUUGGUCAGAUUGACUAUAUCUUUUCGGACAAGACGGGCACACUGACGUGCAACGUUAUGGAGUUCCGUAAGUGCUCUAUUAAUGGGGUGGCGUAUGGACUUGGUGAGACAGAGAUAGGCAUUGCGGCGAGAAAACGUCGGCAGGAAGAAGGACCAUCAACGUCCUCGUUUUUUGCUGUGACUCCUGGUGGUGGUUCCGCAGUUUCAUCUCGGAAAAAUGGUGUUGAUAAUAUUGCAUUAGACUCGAACAGCAUUACAAUCGAUCGUGUGGUGAAAGCACCGUUCGUGAGCUACCAAGACGAUUCGCUCUUUGAUGCAAUGGCACAAAAGGAUAGUGUCCAGGCGAAGGCCAUUGAGUCAUUUUUCGAGCACCUGGCAGUAUGCCACACAGUGAUGCCAGAGAAGGCCCCAGAUAAUAGCUUGCGCUUGAGUGCAUCUUCUCCUGAUGAGCAAGCGUUAGUUGCUGCGGCUGCUUGCUUUGGUUUUAAAUUUGUGGCACGUGGACCUGGCAAGGCGAUGGUGGAGUAUUUUUCUUGUAUUGACCAUCCAGAGAGAAUGACCUGUAAUCAGCCCGUUGCAGAACACUCUGUAGAGACUUAUGAGAUUCUCGAGGUUCUCGAAUUUAAUAGCACGCGCAAACGUAUGUCCGUUAUCCUCAAAGGGCCAAGCGGAGAUUUGAAGCUUUUGUGUAAGGGAGCAGAUACUGUCAUGUACGAACGCCUGAGACCAACCAAUGACGCGGCUAUCAAGCAUACGCGUAAUUUGACGCUACAACACAUGGAGCAGUUUGCGUCUGAGGGAUUGCGAACUUUAGUGAUUGGUUCCACGGACAUUGAUUCGCGUUUUUUAGAGUCGUGGAUAAUCAAAUAUCGUACAGCAAUUAACGAUAUGCGUCAGAUUGAUCUGCGUCGCAAUGGCGAGGAAAACGACAUUGACCGGCUGAUGGAGGAAAUUGAGGUUAAUUUGGACAUUUUGGGUGCUACAGCUAUAGAGGAUCGAUUGCAAGCUGACGUUCCCGACACUAUUUACAAGUUGCGGCAGGCAUCGAUCAAAAUAUGGAUGCUUACUGGUGACAAGGAAGAGACGGCAAUCAAUAUUGGCUUUGCUUGCCGGUUAUUGGCUUCAGAUAUUGAACGAAUCGUAAUUUCAGCGGAUACGCAUGCUGACUUGGCUGCUAUUAAGGAUGAGCUGGAAUUGUAUGCCCACAAGGAUGACAGCGAAGAUACAACAGCGUCAACAUGUGGUGCGCCGAGUGCCUUUUCGGUUCAUUCAGAGGCACAAACUAGCUCGGUCUUGCUCAGAAGUCAGCACAAAAGGCUGACUCGUAUCGAGAGUAUGGCCGAGCGACCUCAGCAGGACUUGGCUUUGAUAAUUGAUGGUGAAACACUAGAGUUGGCGCUGGAAGAGUGUCCUGAGCUAUUAUUGCAGGUAGCGGAGAAGUGUGUGGUCGUGAUUGCUUGCCGUGUAUCGCCUGCUCAGAAAGCGCAGCUCGUACGACUGGUUCGUGACAACAAUCCGAAAAUCCGAACGUUAGCUAUCGGUGAUGGUGCUAAUGAUGUAUCGAUGAUUCAAGCGGCGCACGUCGGUAUUGGCAUUUCUGGCCAGGAAGGUAUGCAAGCAGCCAACUCGUCGGACUAUGCCAUUGCUCAAUUUAGGUUUCUCUCGCGAUUGUUACUUGUUUAUGGACGCUGGAACUACGUCCGCAUGGGCAAGCUUAUCCUGUACAUCUUUUACAAGAACGUGAUACUGAACCUGACGCAAUUUUGGUACAUGAUCUACACCGGCUAUUCAGGGCAGAAGUUCUAUCUUGAAUGGGGACUGCAGGGAUACAAUUUGCUCUUUACAUCUUUGCCAAUCAUUCUGGUUAGUACUUUUGAGCAGGAUGUUCCAGCGUUUCUGGCGCACAACUACCCAUUGCUUUACCGAAUUGGUCAGGAGAACACGAGGUUUAACACAAAGGUCGUGUGGGCUUGGAUGUCAUCGUGUGUGUGGGAGUCGCUUGUUAUCUGUUUUGGCGUUGUAUACGGCAUGCAAUACUUGGUGGUGAAUGGUGAUACUCCAACAAUGUGGGUUUACGGAUGCACUUCGUUCACAAUCGUUCUGAUUGUGGUGACACUGAAGUUAUGUUUGCACCAGCAGAUGUGGUGGCCUAUUCACAUUGCCAUCUACGUCGUCUCGUUCUUGCUCUGGAUCGCUACGGCAGCCUUUAUUUCGAGUGGUGAUUCCGUGGCCUCGUCGUAUUGGAGUGCGGUUUUCACGCACACGUUCCGCGUUGAUGCGUUUUGGCUGGUGGUUCCGUUGCUCGUCGUUACCUCUUUGUCACGCGACUUUACAUGGAAGGGCUAUAUGCGGACGGCCAGACCGUCGUAUAAGCACUUGGCGCAGGAAGUGAACGCGUAUGGACUGACGCAUAUUGCCGACCAGUUGCUGACGUUCCCGCCUGCAGAAAAGAUUCCUGAGGAUGUAGUUGGUGGCGAGACUGGCCGCGUUGCAACAGGGUCUGUGUUGACAUCGAGUAUGCAGGACGUAAGCGUCGCCAAACCGAUUGCUCCUGCUGUGGUGAUGUCUUCUCAACCGCUAGUUGGCCGCCGUUCAGCGACAAGAGGUAGUGCUUUUAGCUACGACGCAGAGAGUGUCAUGGUAGAGUCUUUCAUGUCAACAGAUAGAUUUAUCCGGAAUGUGAAAAAGACGAGGUCUAUCUUUGGUCGCCACGGGAGUCGCGGCUCGUUGGCCUUCCAUAGCCUGUCGCUAGAGUCAGACACUGACCAACAUGUAGAGGAAAAUGACAUGGAGCAUGCAGAUGCGUCUCAUUCGCUACGGCAAUCGGCAGGCAACGUUUUCCAUGGUGCACGCCAUGGUCAAGGUCGAAGGCGUUUCUUUUCUAUUGCUGGCGUACCACGCAGCUCGGAUGCAAACAUGAUGGCCUCAGGCCAACGUGGACGCAGUCGACUUUCAAUCGAUAGGUUAUCCGGUGUACGCGAAUUUGGUACUGGCAGCACAAGUCGCCCUCCAGCAGUCAACCGGGCUAGCGGCUUUGAAAACCGUACCAUGUCGAACGAUGACGCUCACGAUCUUGUCCGGAGGCACAGUUCUGCCCUGCUGCGUUAUCCUCUUGUUCGACGGCAUCAAGGACGUAGUAUGGUGUCAACUUGUGAAGAAGAAAAAUGA